AUGGAUCGAGUACGGGUAAAUUGGGACCUCGUUUUAGCCGCCGAAUUGGGCAAAGCGCUGUUGGAAAGGAACCAGGAGCUGACCAGACAGAGCGAGGUUCUCGCCGAGGAAUAUUCGUCGAAAUUAGAGAGUCUGGAACAAGAGAGGCACCUGCUCCGUCGAAGGCUGGAGGAAGCGAGGGGCGAGAACGAGGCGAAAACGUUGGAGCUGCAGGCGGACGUAGAGACGCUGAGGAGUCAGCUAGAGGAGCAGAAUGAGCGGGCUAGAAGAGCGGAACGGGACCAGGCGACCCUCGUCGCGGAGCUCACCGCUCAAAACACGAGGCUGGCCGAUCAGCUGAGGGAGGCCGCGAAGCAGGAAGAGCAGCUGCUCAUCGAGGUCAAGGUGCUGAGGGAAAAGUGUGCCCUCAGAAGUACCACGCUCCAGGAUCACGUGAGCAGUCUGGAGGUUCUCAGGGACGAGGUGCAGCUGGUGUCCGCGCAAAGAACAGAAUUAGAGAGGAGGUCCUUGGAGCUGCGGGAGGAGCGGGCGAGAGCGAUGGCGGCUCUGGAAGAAGCCGAGGAUAGAGCCGCGGCCUUGGAGCGACUCGGCCACGAAGCGGAACACCGGGCGAAGUUGGCCGAACGCGAGAGGGACGAGCUGGCGGCGACAUUGGCGGCCAUCGAGGCGGACAGGAGAGGCAGAUCCGGCUCGAUACAGAAACCACCGAGGUCCCUGCAGGCCGAGAUGGAGUGCGAGGAGAGCGGAAGCUCGCUGGGGGAGCAGGAGGAUUUGCGCGCAGAGAUGGCUAGGGCGGUGAAGCGGUUGAAGGAGCUGUGCGUCCAUCUGAGACGAGGAGAGGACGACUCGGGAUUACAGAGCGACUGCGACGAGUCCAUGCUCGUGAUCGUGAACAACACCGCGGAAACGGAGGAGGUGAACUCCAACGGGCAGGAGACUCUCCCUAGCUCGGCCAAUUGUCCCGGUGCUUUGUUGGACCUGGUAGAGGAGGUAUACAACUUGGCUCUCUCCGGCAGAGGGGCACCCGGUGAGCUGGGUUUGGCCGUGGAGCUUCACAGGGUACGCGAAGAGCUGGAGAACGCGAAGGAUCAACACAAGCAGACGCAAGAGGAGCUGAAGAGGCGCGGGGAGGCCCUGCUCGAUAUAACGAGCAAACUCAGCGUGAGCGAGGCUGAAUUGCGCGGCGUUAGAGAGGAACGCGAUAGAGCCCGCGACGACAUAGAGCACUCGCAGUUAACGAAGGAUGAAAUAUUGGCCCAGGCUUACAAGGUCAGGGAUCAAGCUGUAGCUAGGAAAAACAGGGCCGAGGUGGAGCUGGCCAAAACGAGGAUAGACGUUCUCCAGGCUAACAGUCAGCUGAUGGAAGCUAUCCAACAGAAGAUCGAACUUAGCCAACAGUUGGAGCAAUGGCAGAUGGACGUGCAGUCCCUUUUGGACGAACAUGUUCGAAGCAAAUUGAUGCCAGUUACGAACUCUAUAACCGCCGCGAACUCUGAGAAUUCGGAAAUAGUGGCGCCAGCGAGGAAAAAGAGGAGUACCGGCUCGACGAAGAAGAUGUUUGGCCUGUUUUGACGAAAAUGACUGUUCGCGUAGGACUUGCUGCGCGAAACGAAAGCCAAGAGACACCGGUGCACGGUGAGAGAAGAAGACUGCGCUCGAAAAGAGGUUGUUCCUCGUACUUUUCGUUGUGGCGCCAGCGUAUCAGGGACCAUUCGUCCGCUCAUCUAUCCGUCGCGUUUGGAGACAGACUGUCGAUUCGAAUUUGAGCGGCAAACACGCCAUAGAAGGCGCUUUGCGUGCAUCGUUUUUCCGCGAUGAUGAUUUAUACAGCUGAUAAGUUUCUGAGAAAAUUUGUCUUUAGUCGGCAAGUUUGCUAGGUCGUGUCUCGAUCUUGGGAUGAUUAUCUUCCUUAGCGUAGAUUCUCUCGCAUCGUUAAGUUUUCAUCGCCAUUCUUCGCAACAGAUUUAUCGUUUCUCUGCCUUUUUUCUUUUCCCGUGAAAUCUCGAAUGGUAUACCUCGAUACUCGUUCGAAUACAAAGCAACGAAAGAAAGUUUCUUCUUUGUAGACGUCUGUUCGAUGCAUCGGGGAAAGAAGGAAAGCGCCAGCCAGCAGACUUAAGCGAUUACUUGGUCGAUGGCGAAACGCGAACUUUUUUUCUCCUCUGAGCGAACGUCUCGUCAUUCGAGUAAUCGUGGAACGACUCGUUACCACUGUAAGAACGAUCUCUAGUGGCGUCUUCUCGCAAAGAUGUCCGGGCUCGCGGGUACAAACUUGUCAUUAUUCCGAACGAUGCGAUUAAGCGAAACAGUAGCCGAUUCACUCGUCCUCCUUUUUUUAUCGGACGAGGCGCAACGACACGGCCUAAAGAGAGUCGAACUUGUUCAACCCGCGGCUGUAGAUAUAUAAAACGUUUGUGAUAGACUCGUGUGUCUUACGUUAGUAUUUACGAGAACGAAAUUUCUUUAAUCGUUGAUUGUGAUACGACUACAUAUAUAUGUAUAUAUAUAUAUAUUUUAUCCCUGUUACGGUAAAUUCUAAGAAUCGAAUUUAUAUAAGAUGGCGUUAUCGUCGGUAAAUCGAUGACGAUUAGUAAUGAAGAAUGAAUGAAAUUAAACUUCGGAAUUUAGAACGGGACUUAACGGCUUAUAUUUUCGUGUUUUAUUUCUUCUUUUAAUUCGCUUGAAUUUUAAAAACGUAAUCAACGUCCGUCCGUCCCCGAGUGGACCAGGAAAUUAAAUAGUGCGACUCGAAAACCGUGGAAAGGAAGCGACACUUUUGCGGCUAAUGGUGAAGGUCGAUCGACCAAGCUGUGACCAUACACCCCUUUACACAACGACUGUGCAAUAAACUUGUUAGAGAAAUUUUUUCACGCGCGUUUGCGCCGAUCAACCGCGACGAUGUUCCUCGACAUUCUUUCUCUUCAUUCCAGUCUGAACGCUUAGCUUUAAUUAACGAUCGAUGUUAAGCAACAACGAAGCGGUUGCUCGCGAAUCACUUAACGCGGCCGCGUAGCCUCUGUGCUCGCGUGCAUGCGCGCAGAUAGCCUUCUUUGUAAAUUAGUAGUCGACGAGUUGAUUGUACUCGUCGAUAUUGUACGAUAACUGUAUAAUUCCACCUGAUCUGAACGAU
Messenger RNA from Eufriesea mexicana, 3130 nucleotides. RefSeq names its product bicaudal D-related protein homolog. The record is from RefSeq and is a predicted model, not a curated record. Bases 1 to 1572 code for a protein of 523 amino acids. Lineage: Eukaryota; Metazoa; Arthropoda; Insecta; Hymenoptera; Apidae. The transcript is spliced from 6 exons.